CGCGCACUCACAGUUCCCUGUACAGACCUCAGGAGGGAAGACAUUAGAUUCUGAAGUAGCCUGAAAAUAACGGAGGAUGGCCUUGCUUAAGACCGCUUUGCUUCUCUUCAUUUGUCUUGAAGGCUGUGCUCUGACUUCGGGUUUGAAUAUCGAUGGAUUGCAAAAUGUUCCAGAUUCCCUGAGAGCAAAUGGGGACGUCUGCCAGGACUGCACACAAAUUUUUCAACUACUUGCUGACCUGUUUUCCAAUGCAGACCUCCAGAAAAAAAUCAUGGAUGGCAUUGACAAUCUGUGUGCCCACCUGCCUGGGCCAGCUGGCAAAUUCUGCAAAGACGAGGUGGAGAAGAUGCUUCCACUGGCCAUCAACUUCAUUACUAGUAUUGUAAAACCAGCAGAGGUCUGCAAAAUCAUUGGGCUGUGUGGCUCCUGUGACAAGCAGGAGAAGAUGCUCCACUAUUUUGUCAAGGAGGCCCUUCAGGUCGCUGUGACAAAUGAAAAUGUGCAGCCUUCAACACAAUGCUCCUUCUGCAUUUUUCUUUUAAAGACUUUGGAGGGCCUGCUACCUAAAGAAAGGACAGAGGACGCUGUGAUCAAGCUGCUGGAGGAGAUCUGUCACAUUUUGCCCUCCUCAUACCGGGAUCAGUGUGAGGCUGUCAUUGGCAAGUUUGGAAAGACUGUGCUAGAGGCAAUCCUAGGCUACGCCACCCCUCAGGCCAUCUGCGCUCUCAUCCACCUGUGUGAAGGACAAGAGGCUCCUCUUGUAGAUCCAUGCACUUUGACAACGUACAGGUGCAGAGACUUCAAGACCGCUCUCAAAUGUGGAACUGUGUUUUACUGUCAGAGAUUUGCCUGGAAACCUCUCAACUACAACACGCUUUAAAAUGUUGGGGUGGGACUAAGAAUAUGAGUCAACCUCUCUGCCUGGAUGACCCAGAUCUUUCAUUGUCAAAAUAUCAAAAUAUUUCUCUAACUGCUUGACACUUCGGAUUUCUUUCAUAUACUAUUUGAUGAUACUGAUUUGAUAUAUUACUGCAUUUUGGGAUUUGGCAUGGUACAUAGUAAAGUGAAUAAAGAAAUGUGAAUUGAUUAUUUGAACUUCAGAAGGAGAAGGAAUGUUGAAAAGAUAUGAAAGCUUGACUGUUAGAUCAGAAAGUUGAAUGAUUGCUACAAAGGAAGAGCAUGUUUCACAAUUAUUAAGUAUACUUAAUAUUUCUAACUAAGUUUUUUCUUCAGAUGUUUGUACUAAAUAACCUUUAUUUUGUAUAUUAUCUUUGAAGUUCCUUCUUGUAAUCUUUCCCACAGAUGAUCUCAGGAGAAUUAUCUGAAUAAAUGUUAUAACGUUUGGAUAUUA
This is a messenger RNA of Micropterus dolomieu (smallmouth bass), 1351 nucleotides long. It is a transcript of the gene sftpba, whose product is annotated as prosaposin. Gene Ontology annotation, biological process: sphingolipid metabolic process. NCBI's taxonomy places the organism in Eukaryota, Metazoa, Chordata, Actinopteri, Centrarchiformes, Centrarchidae. The transcript is spliced from 10 exons. Gene Ontology annotation, cellular component: lysosome. The record is from RefSeq and is a predicted model, not a curated record. Bases 77 to 880 code for a protein of 267 amino acids.